This is a messenger RNA of Mirounga angustirostris (Northern elephant seal), 2496 nucleotides long. RefSeq names its product SH3 domain binding kinase family member 3 (gene SBK3). The coding region runs from base 1 to 1194 and encodes 397 amino acids. Lineage: Eukaryota; Metazoa; Chordata; Mammalia; Carnivora; Phocidae. Gene Ontology annotation, biological process: peptidyl-serine phosphorylation; peptidyl-threonine phosphorylation. The record is from RefSeq and is a predicted model, not a curated record. Gene Ontology annotation, molecular function: ATP binding; protein serine/threonine kinase activity. The transcript has 6 exons.
AUGAAAGGUCAAUGCCAGAUAGAAGCCCCUUGGAGAGGGGGCAGCACCAGACUGCGAGGAUCCAGGUUUCCCUGGUUCCUAGAGGCCAGACUCCCAUCCCAUGGAGGAAGGCAGAAAGCAUGGAGCUCUGGGUCACCCAUCCCAAGAAAGGAGGACACAGCUACUGCCCUCCAACGGCUCGUGGAGCUGACAGCCACCAGGGUGACCCCAGUGAGGAAUCUGCGUGUCCUGUACCGCCUCAUCCGAGAGCUCGGCUCGGGCUCCUAUGGCCGCGUACUCCUUGCCCGGCCUCGCCAAGGAGGUCCCGCUGUGGCUCUGAAGCUUCUUCGUCGGGACUCGGUCCUGAGAACCACCUUCCUGAGAGAGUUCUGUGUGGGCCGCUGUGUCUCAUCACACCCAGGCUUACUGCAGACCCUGGCAGGACCCCUGCAAACCCCCCGACACUUUGCCUUCACCCAGGAGUAUGCGCCUUAUGGGGACCUCAGCGGGAUGCUGAAGGAACGGGGCCUCCCAGAGCUGCUGGUGAAGCGGGUCAUGGCCCAGCUGGCCGGAGCCCUGGACUUCCUCCAUGGCCGGGGGCUGGUCCAUGCAGAUGUCAAACCAGACAAUGUGCUGGUCUUUGACCCCGUCUGCAGCCGUGUGGCCUUAGGUGACUUGGGGCUGACCCGGCCUGAAGGCAGUCCAACCUCGGCCCCACCGGGGCCACUGCCCUCGGCCCCACCCGAGCUCUGCCUUCUGCUGCCACCGGACAGCCUGCCCCUGCGGCCCGCAAUGGACUCCUGGGGCCUGGGGGUGCUUCUCUUCUGCAUUGCCACUGCCUGCUUCCCUUGGGACGUGGCACUAGCCCCUGACCCUGAGUUUGAGGCCUUUGCUGGCUGGAUGACCACCAGGCCCCAACCCCCACAGCCACCCCCACCUUGGGACCAGUUUGCACCCCCAGCCCUGGCAUUGCUCCAGGGGCUCCUAGACCUGGAUCCCGACACUAGGAGCCCCCCACUGGUUGUCCUGGACUUCUUGGGGGAUGACUGGGGGUUAGAGAGGAACAGAGAGGGACCUGGGGGCUUGGGGGGCAUGUCUAGUGAAGAUGGGGAGGAGGAGGAAGAGCGAGGAGCUAGCCUGGAGGAGUGGACGGAUGAAGAAGACGAGGAUGACAAAGAUGGCAAGAGGAUGGGGACAGAUGGGGGAGCUCCCUGACCAGGUCACUGAGACAGGUGGUCAGAGCCUGGGCCAAAGGCCCCUCCCCCAGCACCCCCCCCCCCCCCCGGCCACCUGGAUGGAGACAGCUGCUUCCGGGAGGACAGAGACGGGACACACUGCAUCUCUCCCUGCUGAGCGCUGGACUGGGCUGCACAAUUCCCCUCUCAACUGAGGACCUGGGAGUCCAACACCCAGCCCCUCCUCCCUCAGACUGGGAGUCCAGGCCCCCAGCCCCCUCCUCUCUCAAGGACCCUCCCUCUUCCUUCUGUCCUGAAUGGGUCUUCUCGGAGGAAGGCACCGCUUCCCUAUAGACAUAUUUCUGCAGUGUGGGGACACGCUGAGUGCCUCUCGUGGAUUCUGACGGGGCCGCUCACCCCACGGAGACCUGGUUGACUCUCACCAUCCAUGGUACUACAUCUGAGCUUUCAGGAUCCAACAGCAUGGAAACCUCACCCGCUACGUCUUCCAUUGCCCUGGGCUCCGGGUGACACUGGGGAAGUCACUCAUCCUGUCUGAACCUCAAUCCUUGCACACACACACACACACGCACUUUCCUGCCGCGGGCCCUCUGCACACCCUGAGUCCUCCCCUGAGAACACCUUCCUCACAGCUCGGUGCCUCCAAGCUCCCUCCAGUCUCAUGGGGAACCUACAUCCGGGCGAUCUAGGGCUCGCGUCUUUUUCAGCCUCACCUGUUUGGGCUGCCCGGGACGGACGGACGUGGUUUUUCUCGUUAGGACAUCCUUUCCGUUCUGCUCCCCCCGCCGUGCCAGCUCCCUACCGGCCCGUCCCAGCUCUGUGGGCCGCGGGCUCCGUGCUGACAGCUGAGGCUGGCUGGGAUGAGCUUGCCUCCACCUGGGCCGGCCCGUGCGCCCCACGCCUCUCCAGCGCGCGCCCGGUGCUGAUGCUUCCCACCUGCAGGGCAGGGGCGCGAGCACGAGCGUCGGACGCGUCCCGGUACCCAGCUCAGGCUCAGGAACGGGGAACUGCUCCCCUCUCCCGGGGAAUCCGUCCGGCGUGCUUUCUAGACUCAAAAGAGUGGGUUCACGAAGCGCAGUGGGGUGUCCUGGGUCGGACCCUGGGGCCAGCACAAGGUUGUCGGCGGAAGCACUGCUGAGACAGGCAGGGCCUCGCACCGGACGGAUGAUUUCUUGGUUUGGACAGAUGUGUCCUUGGCUAUUGGCUGCGUGAGAUACCAACCUGGUGGGGAGCUGGGGACGCCCGGCAGCUCUGGGCACAAUGCUUACAGCUGUUCUGGAAAUCUAAAACUGUUCCGAAAUAAAAGGUUUAAAAAAAUUAA